Molecule: messenger RNA, 3192 nt
Organism: Prunus mume (Japanese apricot)
Lineage: Eukaryota; Viridiplantae; Streptophyta; Magnoliopsida; Rosales; Rosaceae
Product: kinesin motor protein-like protein
Biological process (GO): microtubule depolymerization; microtubule-based movement
Cellular component (GO): microtubule
Molecular function (GO): ATP binding; microtubule motor activity; microtubule binding
Source: RefSeq, a predicted model, not a curated record
CGACAUCGCUCUCUGAGUCUCUCUCCUGUUGUCGCAGAAAGAUUAUUUUAUAAUCUAAGCAAGGCGUACACUUUCUCUCUCUUCUGUGGAGCCCCUUACCAUCAUCAAUUCAACCCCCAUUUCUCUGAAACCAAAUUCCAACACACCCUUCACUCUUUACAAUCGAAUUAGGGUUUUGCUUUUCCCAAUUCGUUUGCAGAUCUGAUCCCAAUAUUGCAUUCUUUUGAGAUUAUUAAGAAGCCACAGAUCCUGGUCGCGUAAUUGUUUUGGUUCCUUCUGUUCCGAUUCUGAGGACUUGAAUCGCAUUUCCGUUGGAAUUUUACUUUCAUGUCCUGCUUUGAAUUCAACUUCUCCCAACCUCCGGUUGUUGGAAUAUAGAUCUUGAAAAUUGGCUCCUCAAAGACGGUCGCAGCGCCACAUGGGUGGCCAGAUGCAGCAGAGCAAUGCCGCCGCGGCUACUGCUCUGUACGACCACGCCACCGGCGCCCCUGCCGGGCCUCUGCACAAUGCGGGGCCUGCCGGCGAUGCUGGUGAUGCAGUCAUGGCCCGGUGGCUCCAGUCCGCUGGGUUACAGCAUCUGGCCUCACCAUUGGCUUCCACGGGAAUCGACAACCGUAUGCUCCCCAAUCUCCUCAUGCAGGGUUAUGGCGCUCAAUCUGCUGAAGAGAAACAGAGGCUUUUAAAAUUAAUGCGAAACCUCAAUUUUAAUGGGGAGUCUGGUUCUGAGCCAUAUACACCUACAGCACAAACUUCAGGCGGGGCUGCAUCGGAUGGUUUGUAUUCUCCGGAGUUCAGGGGGGAUUUUGGAGCUGGGCUGUUGGACCUUCAUGCUAUGGAUGAUACAGAGCUUCUGUCUGAGCAUGUCAUCCCUGAACCCUUUGAGCCAUCACCAUUUAUGCCUGGUGGUAAAGCAUUUGAUGAUGAAUUCAAUUUGACAAGUGGUAGGCAGCAAAGAGUACUACCUGAUCCAGAUGCAUCAGUUCCAGUAGCCCAGAGUGACAAGGAGAGCACAAAGGAAACUAAUGUGGCUAAGAUUAAAGUUGUGGUACGCAAAAGACCUUUAAAUAAGAAGGAGCUUUCGCGGAAGGAGGAGGAUAUUGUUUCUGUAUAUGACAAUGCUUAUUUGACAGUCCACGAACCCAAACUAAAGGUGGACUUGACUGCAUACGUGGAGAAGCAUGAAUUUUGUUUUGAUGCUGUUCUGAAUGAGUAUGUUUCAAAUGAUGAGGUAUACCGGGCUACUGUAGAACCAAUUAUUCCCAUUAUUUUUGAGCGAACAAAGGCUACAUGUUUUGCUUAUGGUCAAACAGGUAGUGGCAAGACAUUCACAAUGCAACCGUUACCUAUCAGGGCUGCAGAAGACCUGGUUAGAUUGUUACAUCAGCCAGUUUACCGUAACCAGAGAUUCAAAUUGUGGCUUAGCUACUUUGAGAUUUAUGGAGGAAAGCUCUUUGAUCUUCUCAGUGAGAGGAAGAAACUUUGUAUGAGAGAAGAUGGAAGGCAACAAGUUUGCAUUGUUGGACUGCAAGAAUUUGAGGUUUCAGAUGUACAAAUUGUUAAAGAAUUUAUUGAGAGAGGGAAUGCUGCUAGAAGUACAGGGUCAACUGGUGCUAAUGAAGAGUCUUCUAGGUCUCAUGCUAUUUUACAACUCGUUGUGAAAAAGCACAGUGAGGUAAAAGAUUCUAGGCGGAACAAUGAUGGAAAUGAAUCUAGAAGUGGGAAGGUUGUGGGGAAGAUCUCUUUCAUUGAUCUUGCUGGUAGUGAAAGGGGUGCUGACACCACUGAUAAUGACCGACAAACAAGAAUUGAGGGAGCAGAAAUUAACAAGAGCCUUUUGGCUCUAAAGGAGUGUAUUCGUGCUCUGGACAAUGACCAGAUCCAUAUACCUUUCCGUGGAAGCAAACUCACAGAAGUGCUCCGUGAUUCCUUUGUUGGCAAUUCAAGGACUGUUAUGAUAUCUUGCAUUUCUCCAAAUGCAGGGUCAUGCGAGCAUACACUUAACACUUUGAGAUAUGCGGAUCGGGUUAAAAGUCUUUCAAAAGGUGGCAAUGCUAGAAAGGAUCAAGCAGUAAAUUCAUUACCACCAACUAUUAAGGAUGUUUCAUCGACAUCAUCUACGCUGGUUUCUGCUGAGGUAGAGGAUGUCCGUGAGCAACGUCAAGAAGUUAAAGUAGCUGAUACAGGCAGAAGAGCUGUGGAGAAAGAAAGUUUCACAUAUAUUCCGACUGUUGAGUUUGACAAGCAGCCUGCAAAGUUGUCAUCAAGUAACCCCAUUAGUAUUCGGGAAGAAAGCGGGGUGGCUUCUGGUGUAAUGGAUAGGGAGAGAUUUGAAAUUAAUAAUUCUUAUGGCGAUUCUUACAGCCAGAAGAUGCUCUAUUAUUCCCAAAACUCGGGUGAUACAGAAGAGAAAGUACAAAAAGUGUCACCACCUCAUAGGAAAGUAACCAAGGAUGAAAAAUCAGAAAAGUUGGGUAAUUGGCUGAAAAAAGGUGGAUCUGAUCUCUCCACCACAAGUUCUAAGCAGCAAAAUACAGGAAAUUAUAACUCAAGCAAUGUUGGAUCCAAACAAUCUGAGCCUCAACUUCCUGAUGGGCAUAUCAAUGCCAUUCUCGAGGAAGAAGAGGCCCUAAUUGCUGCCCAUAGAAAAGAAAUUGAGGAUACGAUGGAAAUUGUUCGUGAAGAAAUGAAACUGUUGGCAGAAGUGGACCAACCAGGGAGCCUAAUAGACAACUAUGUGACCCAGUUGAGCUUUGUGCUUUCUCGCAAGGCAGCUGGUCUGGUUAGCCUUCAAGCCCGUCUUGCAAGAUUCCAGCAUAGACUAAAAGAGCAGGAAAUACUAAGUCGCAAAAGAGGACCUCGUUAAGGCAGGCACUUUGUUUCGUUGCGCUGUUGGCGGCACUGUUACUUCAGUUACAAAGCAGGAUCUGCGGGAGGGGGAUUUGAGGCAUUGCAGACUCUGGGCAGUUCACAUCCAGACUUCUGGCUAAGGGCGGCAAUGAGGAUUCAAUUCACGUCUUUUGCUGGUGAUUGCGUUCUCAUUUGUAAUUCUUAAGAUCAGUUGAUGUGUUCUUGCCGAGUCUUUUAUGGGUUGUGGACUUUGGCUGUUGUGUAAGUGGUGACUGGAAAUUUGAUUUGACAAUGUAUUUUCUAGUAAAGAAAAAAGAAAAAGAAAUAGAAUGUUUAUUACUCUGU